Musca vetustissima is the source of this 498-nucleotide messenger RNA. Its product is annotated as nucleoside diphosphate kinase 6-like. The record is from RefSeq and is a predicted model, not a curated record. Bases 46 to 498 code for a protein of 150 amino acids. NCBI's taxonomy places the organism in Eukaryota, Metazoa, Arthropoda, Insecta, Diptera, Muscidae. Gene Ontology annotation, biological process: CTP biosynthetic process; UTP biosynthetic process; GTP biosynthetic process. The transcript is spliced from 2 exons. Gene Ontology annotation, molecular function: nucleoside diphosphate kinase activity.
UAAAUUAAAUGUUUAAGGAUUAGAAUUAGAAAAUAUCGGACAAUAAUGGAAAUCACAUUAGCUUUAAUUAAACCCCAUGUGGUACGUAAUACAGUGGCGUUGCGCCAUUUACUGGAAUUGAUAAAAGACAAUUUCCAAGUACUGGAAUCCAAAGAAGUUCACAUUACGAAACAUUUGUCGGAAAAAUUCUAUGCUGAGCAUAAGGGGAAAUUCUUUUAUAAUCGACUGACCACCUUUAUGGGAAGUGGUCCAUCAUAUGCCUUAAUUCUACAAUCAGCGGAUAGCAUUUCUAAGUGGCGUUCUUUAAUGGGUCCCACCAAAGUGUACAAGGCAAUUUAUUCGAAUCCUGAUUGUAUUCGGGCCCUAUAUGGAUUAUCGGACACUCGCAACGCCUGCCAUGGUUCAGAUAGUAUUGAAUCCGCUACAAGGGAAAUAUCAAUAUUAUUUCCAGAAUUUAAUAUAUCAAAAGCACUGGAUGCUUUGGACAAGAGUAGAUGA